UUUCUUGGUCCUGUGCCGGUUCAGCGGUUCCUGGGCUCCUCCCUUCCUUCCGGCGCGGGGGCAAUCCGAUCGCCCCCGGCGCCGAUCGAAUCGGGCGCCAUGCUGUAGCCUCCAAGGGGCGAAUGAGAGGUGAGUCCGAGGUCCAAAGCGACUAUGCAGGCACCAUCUCUUCUGCAGCUCUGCGUCCAGAAGUUGGCGCAGAACCUCAUCAAGUACGGUCCCAAGAGGGUGCGCUAUGCCACCCUCUCUGCUCUUCCGCGGCGCGCCUUGGAGGAGCUGCUGCACAUCUUGGUGGCGAAGAACGCGUUGAAUGAUAAUGUACUGCCCUACGCCCUCACCCGACAAACUCAGCAGCUGGGCCUCGAGGGCGCCUCCCAGCUGCGCCGCUGCGUCCUGAAUACCAUCGGCCGCUCCUGUCCGAACCUCUGCGUGCUGGACGUGCGGAGCUGCCAGCAGGUGGACAACAAGAUCCUCAGGGACGUCCUUCAGCAUUGCGAGCGCCUGGAGGUCCUGCGCCUGGACGGAUGCCCCCGCAUCUCCGACUCUGCCUUCGCGCCCGCCCUGUGGAAGCCUCCCCUCGCAGGGCUGCUGGGGCUGCGUGAGCUCUCGGUGGGGAAAUGCGGACAGAUCACCGCGGAGGGCUUGAUGGGCUAUGUCCUGAAGGGAGCGCCGUACUUGAGGAUCUUGGGCCUGGCGUACUGCCACGGCACCGUCACCGAUGAGGUGGCGGCGGAGCUGCUGUUCCAGUUCGGCCUCCAGGCCUUGGACCUGUCCUUCUGCUCCCAGAUCUCCGACACGCCCUUCGAGGCCCGGCCGCGGUCCAUGCUCAGAGAGCUACGCCUGUCCAGCACCGCCGUAGGGGACAAGGGCAUCCAGCACAUCGCCCAACGGUCCCCACAGCUGGAGGUGCUCGACGUGGGGUGGGCGAUGAAGCUCACAGACGCGGGGAUCCUGGCGGUGGCCGCCCACUGCCAGAGGCUGCAGACGCUUUGUGUCUGCAACACGGAGAUCACCGACAAGUGCUUCGAGGCCAUCAUGGAGUGCCGGAACCUGGAACGCCUCAACGCUUCCUGGUGCCUGCGAGCCACGGCGCAGGCGCUGGACAUCCUCUCCGAAAGCACAGCCACAGACCGGCCGCCCUUGAAGUGUUUCGACCUGGACCACCUGGGCGCCUUGGCCUUGGACAGCGGCGUGGACGCGGUGGGGCCCCUGCCCAUUGUGCUGACCAGGACUGGCAGUGUUCAGUCGAGUGCUUCGCUGUCGCCGCUGCCCACCAGCUGGCUGCCAAGCCGCUUGCCGGAGCCGCCGAGCAUGCAGCUGCCUCCCGCGUACGGAGGCGAAGACGAGGCGUCCGCAGGCUGUUGGGAGCCGCCGGCCCCGCGGAAGGUUCGGGACUCUCCGUGUCUCAAGAACAUCGUGGCAGCCUAUGGCAGCGGAUUGGAGCAGCUUUUGCUGGAUGGCAUCAAGGACGUGGCCUUUGCGUCCGCCUUGGAGGCGGUGGCUGCCAACUGCCCGGUCCUUGAGCAGCUGGCGGUGACGCUGCCGCCCCGCGACACCGACGCCGCGGUGCAGGCGGCUUUGAGCUCCAUCGGCGCGCAGUGCGCCCGGCUCACGCUGCUGCGCCUGGAUUCCUCCGCCCGGCCCCACAAGCCCGCGGUGGACUCUUUGGCCCUGCCCGCGUUCUCCCGGCUGAGCUCCCUGACGCUCUGGUGCCCGGCAGGUGGUCUCAACGAUUCAGAGCUGGAGACCGUCUUGUCUGGGCGCACGCUGCUGCAGACUCUAGUUCUCCGGAACUGCGCGCUCUCCGAGGGGCUGUUCCCAAGGUGGUGCAACAAGGAGCAGGACGAUGCCAUGGUUCGGCAGCUCGACCAGGCGCUGCUGUCGUCGCUGAACCGCAGCUUCGGGACGGCCGCCGCCUCGCCGGCGAAGCUUAGAGCUCCAAAGAGCUCCGAGGGUCCGUCAGAGUCGCGGCCGCGGAGGAGGCAGCACCUUCGGCACUCUGCAGCCUUGGCUUUGCGGAGUGUCACCUACUUCUCCCUGGGGGGUGCUCCUUCGCUCUCGGACCGCUCCUGUGAGGCACUGGCGGACCUGCUCCAUGAUGCCCAGACUGUGGACUUGAGAGGCUGCCCGGAGCUGACGGAGGACACUUUGAGGUCCUUCCGCAAGAACUGCCGCUUCAUCAGGUCAGUAUCCGUGACGAUGAGGGAGCCGCACACACACACACCAGCUCAGCACGCCACCAGACAGCGGUCCACCUUCUCGGGAAGCUCCGGCACAGAGAGCAACUGAGGAGUUUGUCUCACUCGAACAGUCCAAGGUUCGGUAGUCCCGCGGAACAGGUCUUCAGCCUUGAAAACGUC
Messenger RNA from Effrenium voratum, 2360 nucleotides. NCBI's taxonomy places the organism in Eukaryota, Dinophyceae, Suessiales, Symbiodiniaceae. The record is from the annotation of a GenBank genome assembly.